Impatiens glandulifera is the source of this 480-nucleotide messenger RNA. Its product is annotated as NAD(P)H dehydrogenase (quinone) FQR1-like. The coding region runs from base 1 to 480 and encodes 159 amino acids. The transcript has 4 exons. Lineage: Eukaryota; Viridiplantae; Streptophyta; Magnoliopsida; Ericales; Balsaminaceae. Gene Ontology annotation, molecular function: oxidoreductase activity; FMN binding. The record is from RefSeq and is a predicted model, not a curated record.
AUGGCUACCAAAGUCUACAUCGUGUAUUAUUCAACAUAUGGACAUGUAGCUAGACUUGCCGAAGAAAUAAAGAGGGGAGCCGAUAGUGUCGAAGGAAUCGAAGCGGACAUUAUGGUGCACCCCCGAAGAAACAACAAUGUUCCCAUUAUCAAACCUGAUCAAUUAGCCGACGCUGAUGCCUUUAUUUUCGGCUUUCCAACAAGAUUUGGGAUGAUGCCUGCCCAAUUUAGAACUUUUAUCGACUUAACCGGCGCCGCUUUGGGGAGCUCAGGAGCUUGCUGGAAAAGCCCGCCGGUUUCUUUUUUAGCACGGGUUCUCAAGGAGGUGGUCAAGAGUCGAACAGCGUUAACCGCAAUUACUUUUGUGGCUCAUCAUGGGAUGAUAUUUGUACCAAUUGGGAAACCAUUGUCGGUAAAACAACCUCCUCCGGAUGUGGUUAAGAGGCGGGAGCCCUUACGGUGCUGGGACUAUAUCGGGUGA